AAAAAUCGUUACUCUAUGUUUUGAAUGUUGAAUUAUAAUCGAUUGUAAACAAAUUUUCCUUCGCGACUUUGAAAUGAAUAAUUUAAUUCAAUAAACAUUAUUAAAAUGAAUUUCCCAAAGUCGUGUGACACAUUUGUCGUUCUAUCAAAUCAUAACAAAGAUAGAAGAGUUAUAUUUGGCAAAAAUUCGGAUCGUCCGCAAAAUGAAGUACAAGAAGUUGUUUUUAUUAAGGGAGGACUUAGAGAUAAGAAGCUCAAGUGCACUUAUAUAACUAUAGAAGAGAGUGCCAAUCCAGUAAAUGAUGUUAUACUAAGUAAACCAGCAUGGAUGUGGGGUGCAGAAAUGGGUGCUAAUGAUAAAAAUGUUGUAAUUGGAAAUGAAGCAGUUUGGACAAACAAUAAUGAUGGGGAUGGGGAUGCCAAAGAGAAGCGCCUCCUAGGAAUGGAUCUUCUUCGAUUAGGCUUGGAACGAGGAAAUACUGCUGAAGAUGCAUUAUGUGUCAUUACAACCCUUCUUGAAAUAUAUGGCCAGGGAGGUCCAUGUUCAGAACAUGAUGACUAUCAUUAUUACCAUAAUUCUUAUAUAAUUGCUGACCCUACUGAAGCAUGGGUACUUGAAACAAGUGGAAAAUUAUGGGUAGCAGAGAAACUAGAAAGUGGCUAUAGAAAUAUAUCAAAUGGUUUAACAAUCACUACAAAAAUUGAUAAACACUCUGAGAAACUACAUGAAAUAGCAAAAUCAAUGAAACUGUGGGAUGGAGAGACUAAAUUCAAUUUCACUGAAUGUUUCUCCUCUGGGGGUGAUGACAUAAGACAGGAAGAGGGAGAAAUACUCUUAAAAAAUUCCACAGCUGGAAUGUCAUUUGAUGUCAAAGAUAUGUUUUAUAUAUUGAGACAUAAAGAAAGUUUCAUUUGUCGUGGUUGUGAUGACUCAUACCCCACUCAAGGAAGCCAGGUAUCAAGUCUAUCCGCCAACAGCAUCAACAUACAUUGGUUCACAGGGACGCCUGACCCAAGCCAAUCUUUGUUCAAGCCUUUCAUCUUUACACCUAACCCUCAAGUCUCUCCUUAUACAAAGAGUCCUAAUGAGCCUCUAAGGGAGCACUAUUUAUACAGUCUUCAUGCAGCACGUGUAAUAAAAAGUGAUAAUGAGACAAUAAUUAAAAUAUUACAAGAUACGGAGAACGGAUACAUUGAUAAAAUUGAAGACUACAUAAGAACACUUGAUUCAGGACAUAGCACUUUACAUGAGCUUGACUGUAUUAUGAAGGAAUGUGUUGAAACUGAAGUUAAAUUAUAUGGUGGAUAAAAAUGUAGGUACUCAUAACUGUAUGUUAUUAUAAAUAAUA
Achroia grisella is the source of this 1348-nucleotide messenger RNA. Its product is annotated as secernin-3. The record is from RefSeq and is a predicted model, not a curated record. The coding region runs from base 106 to 1308 and encodes 400 amino acids. The transcript has 6 exons. Gene Ontology annotation, molecular function: dipeptidase activity; cysteine-type exopeptidase activity. Lineage: Eukaryota; Metazoa; Arthropoda; Insecta; Lepidoptera; Pyralidae. Gene Ontology annotation, biological process: proteolysis.